AAGAAGAAGAAGAAGAUAGAGCGUUUUGGCUUAGUAGCAAGAGUUUUCGGCGGACAAUUAACGCGGAGGGUUGAAAACGCAUUUUAACCUUCUCGUCGGCGACGUCGAAGCGAGCGGACGGCCAGAGGUUUGGUCAUUGAUCAUUUGGUUGACAGAAAGACCAGUGAGAGAAAGAGAGAGAAGGAAGGAAGGAGAGACAACGAGAGAAAGAAAGAGUAAUACGAGAGUAUCACCGUCGAAUGAGACGACGAGAUAUCGUUGGAGGAGGAUAAAAGAGAGAUAUAGAGAUCGAGUGCAGUGUCAAAGUCUGUGAUAGUAUUUAUUCAAACGAUUUCGAAUAUACAACAGCGACGACGACGGCGUUAACAUCGGUCGACGGUAAAAAGAAAAAAAAAAUAUCGCGCGCGUCGAACAAGCGGAAGAUUUAGAUAGGCUUUAUAUAUUUAUUUAUAUCUGUGAUAUCUACACUGAUAUACAUCGAUCUGAUUCGGACGGCGUAUCCAUCGGAGAAAGUGGAAAAGGAUCAUCGAAUCGUAGACGUCGCGCGAACACGAGAAAGAGCUUUUCACGAUAUAUAUAUAUACACAUAUAUAUAUAUAUAUAUAUAUUACAUAUUAAGAGGAUCGUCGUAGGGAGAAAAAAGAGAGAUUAUAUCAGUAUCUUAGCAGAUAGGCGUUUUUUGUAUAUACGACUGACUCUUUUUUACAAUUAUUAAUACUGGUGCGAAAUCGCCAAAAGAGAGACAGAGAAAGAGAGAGAAAGAGAGAAGGAGAGAAGAGCAGAGCAGAGCAGAGCAGAAGAGAAGAAGAAGGAGAGAAAAAGUGAGAAAUCGAAUUUUCCUAGCGCCAAACGAAAGUUACGUACGUGAACGAAAAUGGUGGAGAGACUAGUGGAAGAACGCAAGAGCAGCUUUCAAGCGAACGGCCGAGGCGAUGGAAAUUGUAGAGACGUCGCCUCGACCGGAGAAUCGAUGAGCGCGGUACAAGCGCGUCAAGAAGAGGCGAGACGCAAAAGACGCAGGAAGAAACGUUCUGGAUCGUCCCUAGUGUCCUCUUGUUUCCAAGAUUUGUACAAAUUGACGGGAGAGGUGCUUGGAGAAGGAGCCUAUGCCUCGGUUCAAUCGUGUACGUCCCUGUACACGGAUUUGGAGUAUGCCGUGAAGAUCAUCGAUAAGAUUCCUGGACAUGCGCGUGCUAGAGUUUUCAAGGAAGUCGAGACAUUCCACCAUUGCCAGGGACAUCCUAAUAUCAUACAGUUGAUCGAGUUUUUCGAAGACGAGGAAAAGUUUUAUCUCGUUUUUGAAAAGAUCAAUGGGGGUCAACUAUUGAACAGGAUUCAGGAGAGGGUGCACUUUAGUGAGAGAGAAGCGAGUCAAAUCGUCAGUGAGAUCGCAAGUGCACUAAAUUUCCUUCACAAGAAGGGAAUCGCACACAGGGAUCUCAAGCCGGAAAACAUCUUGUGCGUGUAUCCGGACAAAUUAACACCGAUCAAAGUAUGCGAUUUUGACUUGGGUUCUGGUAUAAAGUUCAACAACUCGCUAUCGAGUCCUGUAGCAACGCCACAGUUAUUGACGCCGGUUGGAAGCGCCGAAUUCAUGGCCCCGGAGGUAGUCGAGGCUUUCAUCGGCGAAACGAAUUAUUACGACAAACGUUGCGAUCUUUGGAGUCUCGGCGUGAUAAUGUAUAUUCUGUUAUGUGGCUAUCCACCUUUCUACGGGAACUGUGGCACCGAUUGCGGCUGGGAGAGAGGAGAGAAUUGUCAGGCUUGUCAGGAAUUGCUAUUUACCAGUAUUCAAGAGGGAAGGUACGAAUUUCCUGACAAAGAAUGGAGAACUAUAUCGGAGGACGCGAAGGAUUUAAUUAGAGGCUUGCUAGUAAAGGAGGCUCAUCAAAGGCUCAGCGCGGAAUGCAUUCUGAAACAUCCGUGGAUUAAUCCUGGGCCAGCGUCGGUCGACAAUAGCGAACAAUCUCUUAUAACUCCCCAUAUCAUUAGAAGAAAUAAUUCUGCUCGAGAGCUCUCAGCGUUCGCUGAGUCGGCAAUGGCUGUGAAUCGCGUGGUACUUCAGCACUUCUCCAUUAACUUGGAGGAGUUGACGGAGAACAGGGAGCCAAGACUGUCCACGUCAUCUACCGAUGACGACAAUCAUCCUUACGGUCACAUGUCCGACUCCAAUAGUGAAUUAUCGGAGAAUAGCAACAAGCACUGUGCGACCCAUUCUUCCAGCGAAUUCGAUACUAGUUCGCGUCAAAAAUCAGGCUCGGUUAACUCGAGCAUCGAUUUCAACGAUUCAAAAAUCAUCGGUAAGAAUCGAAUAAUAGGUAAAGAUUCCUUUCAACUUUACGGUCUGUCGCCGCCAAGCGAGAGCAGACUUAUGCAACGUCGUAUCAAAGCACGCUCAAGUUUGAUCGAAUGUCAGAAUAAUAAUUCUGUUAUCGCGUCCCCAAGUGGCUGAAAUUUGACAAUUAUAAAAGAGAGAGAAACUAAAUCGAUCUCCUUCUUAGAGUAUAAUUCGUCUUUGCUAAUAUUUUCCUUUCUGGAAUCGCAAAGGUGUAAUAUACUUUUAUCGAGCGGCUUAGAAAGAGUAACGAUUAGUCUAUGUAAGCGAUUCCUUCAUUCGACUUAGAAUGAAAUUGGCUUGUGUAAGAAGCAAAGAAAAAAAAGAAAAAAGUGUGCGGUUAAAAAGAACAAAAAAAAACAAAUAAUUAUAAUAAUAACAAUAAUAAUAAGAAUAAUAAUAUUACAACGCUACAAAAAGGACGAUGACGGCGGAAAAGAAAAAAAAACCUACGAUUAAAAUAUUUCAUAGUUCUGUAUUGUAUUAAGCGAGUAUGAUAAAAACAACAAACGUUUUCA
This is a messenger RNA of Vespula vulgaris, 2853 nucleotides long. Its product is annotated as MAP kinase-interacting serine/threonine-protein kinase 1-like. Gene Ontology annotation, biological process: peptidyl-serine phosphorylation; intracellular signal transduction; protein autophosphorylation. The transcript is spliced from 5 exons. Gene Ontology annotation, cellular component: nucleus; cytoplasm. The record is from RefSeq and is a predicted model, not a curated record. The coding region runs from base 875 to 2452 and encodes 525 amino acids. Lineage: Eukaryota; Metazoa; Arthropoda; Insecta; Hymenoptera; Vespidae. Gene Ontology annotation, molecular function: calcium/calmodulin-dependent protein kinase activity; ATP binding; calcium-dependent protein serine/threonine kinase activity.